UUCCCGUCAUAAAAUGGCAUACGAGUUCGAUUUGGAAGAUUUUAACGAUAAUCUUGAGCCAUUUGGCUUUAAUUGUCCCGCAAAAGAUCAUUUUAUUGAAAAAUUAGAAGGACUAUGCAAAACGUUCCGGAAGAGCGGUGAGGAUAUUGUCGAUGAUGUCGUUUCGGUGAUGAGCAAUCUUGGGCAAAAGUCCGUUGACUCUGGAAUUUUGGCGAAAUUAGAGGAGAAUCUGGAGGCUCAGGCCCAGAAAACUGUGCACACGCCGAGAUCUGUGAAAAAACCGGCACGCGGCCGUGUUCCGCUCGCAGAAAAAAGUGGAUUCAUCCUAAGUGGCGACCCCGAUGACAUUGAAAAACCGUCACAUCACCUCACAAAUUCAGCGAUUGCAAAGCUUGAAGGACAUUUUCUCGACUUUUCACCAUUUCCCGGUUCCCCGGCUAAUGAGAAAUUCCUGAAAAGAGCCGAUCCAUCACAUGUUGUCACAACUAUUCGAGGGAAGAAGUAUCAGGAUAAAGGAUUGAAAGGAUCGACAAAAAGCGAUGAUACUAUAAGAAUUAUCUCGAAAACGCCGAGUACAUUGUAUGGUGGAGAUAAAUCUUCUAUGGUUAUUGAAGCAAAAGCACAACGAAUGGCAGAUAUCGCUCACCGUAUCCAAAAAUCAUUCGAAGAAAUUGUCGAUUGGGGAAAUCCAUCGAUACCGUCAGUUGAUGUUGUAUAUACAUAUGGACAAGUGAUUCAUGAUGAGACAAAGGAUAAUGAGAAAUUUGGAGAGCAUUCUGUUGCUCUUAUGAUUAACGACGAAGACGGCACAAUGAUCCGAAUGGAUUUUAGUAAAAUGACAGAAGAUAUAACUCUCUUCCCCGGACAAAUUAUCGCUGUUCGUGGGACCAAUGAGACUGGCGAGGAGCUUCAAGUUGACAAGAUCUUCCAGCCAGCGGCACUUCCAGUGAAUCCCGUUGAAACUGACACUACGAAAGAAAUCUGGUUUGCGUGUGGUCCGUACACUGCGACGGACAAUUGUGGGUAUGAGCAUCUCUGUGAGCUUUUGGACAAAGUCGUUGCCGAGAAGCCCGAUAUUUUGAUGCUGGCUGGGCCAUUUGUGGAUAAGAAGAACACGUUUUUGAAUAAGCCCACUUUUAAUAUUACCUAUGACAAUUUGUUGGAGGAUUUGCUCUUGAAAGUUAAGGAGACGCUUGUCGGCACAAAAACGCAAGUGAUCAUUCAACCGAACGCAUCCCGUGAUCUUUGUGUUCCUCCGGUCUUCCCAAGUGCUCCGUUCCAACAGAACCGAAAACUCGAUAAAAUCAAGAAAGAGCUGAUCUUCGUCGCCGAUCCAUGCAUUUUCCGAAUCAGCGGUGUCGAGGUGGCAAUGACUAGCAGUGAGCCUAUUCAAGCGUUGAGCAAUACGGAAUUCCAUCGAUCCGCAAAUCAGGAGAACAUUGAUCGUGUCGCCCGUCUCAGCAGUCAUCUUCUCACUCAGCAGUGCAUGUAUCCAUUGGAGCCAACGGAAGUUCCAGCGUCCAUGGGAGAUUUGCUCGAUGUCUGCUGUAUCGGCUCGACUCCUCAUAUCGUUUUUGCACCGACAAAGCUUGCGCCAUCAGCAAAAUGUGUGAAUGGAAGUGUGUUCAUUAACUCAUCUACACUCGCCAAAGGGCCAACAGGAAACUAUGCAAAAAUGUCGAUUAACCUGAAUGCCGGAGAACUCAUGCCCGGGGAGACGGUCGCCGAUUAUGCUCAGAUUCAAAUUUUGAAAAUUUAACUUUUUUUUUCUUCCAUUUCAUUUCAUUUAUUCAUUCAAUUUUCCUAUUUCUUCUCACUUACUUAUUUUCACAUUAUUUCCUUUCAGUUUUUUUUCCUCUGCACAAACAAUUUUGCUUAUAUUUAUGAAUAACGUUUAUCAUC
Caenorhabditis elegans is the source of this 1902-nucleotide messenger RNA. RefSeq names its product DNA polymerase alpha subunit B (gene div-1). The record is from RefSeq and is marked reviewed. Gene Ontology annotation, cellular component: nucleus. Gene Ontology annotation, biological process: DNA replication. NCBI's taxonomy places the organism in Eukaryota, Metazoa, Nematoda, Chromadorea, Rhabditida, Rhabditidae. The coding region runs from base 14 to 1759 and encodes 581 amino acids. The transcript is spliced from 7 exons. Gene Ontology annotation, molecular function: DNA binding.